AUGGCCAUUCAAGCGCAGAUUUACUCGCAAAAUCUUGGGUUUCCUCUCGCUAUUCCGCCGGAUUUUAUGGACGGUGACGCCCCUGCUUCCGCCGCCGCCGCCGUCGACGGGGUGGUUGGUUUUGAUCAUCACUUUUGCUUCAACCCACCACCGCCUCCUCUUCCGCCGCAGCAACAGUUCGUCAUGCCGCAGUUUCAUCAGAAUAUUCCUCCGCAGCAGCAGAAGAACUAUAACGAUUUUGUGGCAGCCAAGAAUCCUCAGCCGCCGUCGAUGGGUUUCUCUCAGAAUCUCGCGGCUGAGCUUGAGAAACAAAUUCUUGAAAUUGAUCGCUUUAUCUCUUUACAGAAUGAGAGAUUGAGAUUGGGUUUACAAGAGCAGAGAAAACAGCAACUGGCAUUGAUGCUGAGAAAAUACGAAUCAAAGAAGCAAUUUUUGCUGAAACAAAAGGAGGAAGAAAUGUCUAAGGCGUUGAACAAGACGAUGGAGUUAGAAGACAUGUUGAGAAGGAUCGAAAUGGAGAAGCAGGCGUGGCAGAGCAUGGCGAAGGAGAAGGAAGCCAUGGCCAUGUCUCUCAACAACACAAUCGAGCAACUCAAAGAAAGCGCGUGGCUGCAGCCCUGGACCGGCGGCGCGGAGGACGCCGAGUCGUGCUGCGAGAACGGAGGUGAUGAUAAUGCGCCGGCGGCGGCGGCGCCACUUUUCCGCGACGGAGGAAGCGGCGGCGGCAACGGGGAGAACAGUAAACGGGGGGAUAUGGCCUGCAAAAGCUGCAAUUCUGGGGUGUCGUGCGUUGUGUUCUUGCCAUGCAGACACCUUUCUUCGUGCCAAGCUUGUGACCCUUUCCUGGAUUCAUGCCCUCUCUGUGGGAUGCUUAAGAAAGCAAGCAUUCAAGCUUUGCUAUGAUUUCAUCUUUCUUUUUUUCUUUUUCGUAGAAGAUUUCUAGUGUAGAUGCGUAGAGCAGUAGAGAUGUUUAUCCCAAGAGUUAGAACAUCUAAAUUAAAUUCAUUAUUUUCUUC
Messenger RNA from Ipomoea nil (Japanese morning glory), 1016 nucleotides. RefSeq names its product probable BOI-related E3 ubiquitin-protein ligase 3. NCBI's taxonomy places the organism in Eukaryota, Viridiplantae, Streptophyta, Magnoliopsida, Solanales, Convolvulaceae. The transcript is spliced from 2 exons. Gene Ontology annotation, molecular function: ubiquitin-protein transferase activity. The coding region runs from base 1 to 903 and encodes 300 amino acids. The record is from RefSeq and is a predicted model, not a curated record.